This is a messenger RNA of Dama dama (fallow deer), 4634 nucleotides long. Its product is annotated as cytosolic beta-glucosidase. NCBI's taxonomy places the organism in Eukaryota, Metazoa, Chordata, Mammalia, Artiodactyla, Cervidae. Gene Ontology annotation, molecular function: hydrolase activity, hydrolyzing O-glycosyl compounds. Gene Ontology annotation, biological process: carbohydrate metabolic process. The transcript is spliced from 6 exons. The record is from RefSeq and is a predicted model, not a curated record. The coding region runs from base 169 to 1539 and encodes 456 amino acids.
GAAAGGUGCCGCUCCGUUGCUCAAGUGUCCGGGUCCGCUGUCUCUGAAACACAUGGCUUUCCCUGCAGGGUUUGGAUGGGGGGCAGCCACCUCAGCUUAUCAAGUGGAAGGUGGAUUCUUUAUCGCUGAGCCACCAGAGAAGUCCCCAUAUCUUGGUUCUACUACUUAAUGAAAAGUGUUGUCUUGGGAGGCUGGGAUGCAGAUGGAAAAGGCCCUUGUGUCUGGGACACAUUCACCCAUCAGGGAGGAGAGAGAGUUUUCAAGAACCAGACUGGCGAUGUAGCUUGUGGCAGCUACACUCUGUGGGAGGAAGAUUUGAAAUGUAUCAAACAGCUUGGAUUGACUCAUUACCGCUUCUCUCUUUCCUGGUCACGUCUGUUACCUGAUGGGACGACAGGUUUCAUCAACCAGAAAGGAAUUGACUAUUAUAACAAGAUCAUUGAUGAUUUGUUAACAAAUGGGGUCACACCCAUCGUGACCCUCUACCACUUUGAUUUGCCUCAGGCCUUGGAAGACCAAGGAGGUUGGCUCUCAGAGGCGAUCAUCGAAUCCUUCGACAAAUAUGCUCGGUUUUGCUUCAGUACAUUUGGGGAUCGAGUCAAGCAGUGGAUCACCAUAAAUGAGCCUAAUAUUUUUGCCGUGAUGGCAUAUGAAUUUGGUGUAUUUCCUCCUGGUGUGCCUCACGUUGGAACUAAAGCUUAUCAGGCAGCUCAUAAUUUGAUUAAAGCGCAUGCCAGAUCCUGGCACAGCUAUGACUCCUUAUUCCGAAAAGAGCAGAAGGGCAUGGUAUCGCUAUCAGUUUUUGCUGGCUGGGUGGAACCAGCAGACCCCUCCUCAGUGUCUGACCAGGAAGCAGUUAAAAGGGCCAUGGCAUUCCAGUUGGACUUCUUUGCUAAACCCAUAUUUAUUGAUGGCGAUUAUCCUGAAGUUGUCAAGUCUCAGGUUGCCCUCAUGAGUAAAAAGCAGGGCUACUCAUCGUCACGGCUUCCAGAAUUUACAGGAGAAGAGAAGAGGAUGAUCAAAGGCACUGCUGAUUUCUUUGCUGUGCAGUAUUACACAACUCGCUUAGUCAAGAACCAGGAGAACAAGAAAGGAGAGCUGGGCUUACUCCAGGAUGUGGAGGUUGAAGUUUUUCCAGACCCAUCUUGGAGAAGUUUGAAUUGGGUCUGUGUGGUGCCGUGGGGAAUACGUAAGCUACUGAAAUACAUUAAGGAUACGUAUAAUAACCCUGUAAUUUACAUCACUGAGAAUGGGUUUCCCCAGGGUGACCCCACAUCCUUUGAUGACACUCAGCGCUGGGAGUAUUUCAGACAGACAUUUCAGGAACUGUUCAAAGCUAUCCAACUUGACAAAGUCAAUCUUCAAGUGUACUGUGCCUGGUCUCUCCUGGAUAACUUUGAGUGGAACCAGGGAUAUAGCAGCCGGUUUGGUCUCUUCCACGUUGAUUCUGAAGAUCCAGCAAGACCCCGAGUCCCUUACACAUCAGCCAAGGAGUAUGCUAAGAUCAUCCGAAACAAUGGCCUGGAGGGACCUCCGUAGAAAACACAGCUGGGUAAUUUCACCUGGAGAAGGACUCUCUGCCCUCGGAAAUGGAGUCUGCUUUGGUGAUCCUGAAGACAUCCUCAAGUUGCGUUGGUAACCAGUGUGUUACCAGCUGAUCUGUGAUCAUGAAGUCUGAAUAUGUAGUGCCUGGAAAUUAUUUAAUGAUGGCUUUUACUCUAUUUGUAUUUGAUCAAUGAGGCUUUUGAAAAAGUAGAAAACCACUGCAAUGGAUUUUUGUAUUAAGAAAUCAGAUGGACUUGGUAGCUUCAAUUUAAAUCCUUAGACUUUUUUUUCUAGAAAAAGUAAUGCAAAAUUUAUAAACAGGGUGUGCUCAUGAUUUGCAGCUCUAACAGAUCGCUUAAUUUAAGAAGGCUUGUUUAUGAAUCUAUUUUUUUGUUUACAUGAACUGUUAUUUGCCUUAGCAGGUCCACUGUCCAUAACUUUCUACUAUUUAAUCUAGUAUAGAUAUCAAAAUUAAAAGUUAGUCACAUUAUCAGAGAACUUCAGGAGAGAGCUCUGCAGAGCUGAAAAGAAAAAGAACUGGCAGAGUAUCUGAAAUUGUAUUUGAACAUUUGGAAAACUUAUGAAUAGACUUGAUAGAACUGAUGAUGCAUUUAAAAAAUUAAUAAAGGGCACAUUAAAAAAGUCACAUUAUAUCUUUAUACAUUCUAUUCACCAAAGGAGUUAAUUAAUAACCUACUUAAUAAAAUUGAUUGAUUCAUGUGUUUGGCACAUAGCUAUGCAUGAGCAAGUACAUGUCUCUCUUGCCUGAUAAACUUUUGGAAAAUAGUAAAUUAAUAACACAAACCAGAAUGCGAAUAGCAAAAGAAGUAUUUGAGCAUUGUCAUUUAACAACAAUUGGAUUUCUACACUAUUAGUUAGUUAGUUCAGUCACUCAGUCGUGUCCGACUCUGCGACGCCAUGGACUGCAACAUGCUAGGCUUCCCUGUAUAUCACCAACUCCCUGAGCUUGCUCAAACUCAUGUUCCGCAAGUCGUUGAUGCCAUCCAACCAUCUCAUCCUCUGUUGUCCUCUUCCCCUCCUGCCUUCAAUCUUUCUCAGGAUCAGGGUCUUUCCCAAUGAGUCAGUUCUUCAUAUCAGGUGGCCAAAGUAUUGGAGUUUCAGCUUCAGCAUCAGUCCUUCCAAUGAAUAUUCAGGACUGAUUUCCUUUAGGAUGGACUGGUUUAAUCUCUUUUCAGUCCAAAGUACUCUCAAGAGUCUUCUCCAACACCAUAGUUCAAAAGCAUCAAUUCUUCGGCACUCAGCUUUCUUUAUAGUCCAACUCUCACAUCCAUACAUGACCACUGGAAAAACCAUAGCUUUGACUAGAUGGACCUUUUUUGGUAACGUAAUGUCUCUGCUUUUUAAUAUGCUGUCUAUAUUGGUCAUAGCUUUUCUUCCAAGGAGCAAGCGUCUUUUAAUUUCAUGGCUGCAGUCACUAUCUGCAGUGAUUUUGGAACCCAAAAAAUAAAGUCUGUCACAGUUUCCAUUGUUCCCCAUAUGUUUGCCAUGAAGUGAUGGGACCGGAUGCUAUGAUCUUAGUUUUUUGAAUGUUGAGCUUUAAGCCAACUUUUUCACUCUCCUUUCACUUUCAUCAAGAGGCUCUUUAGUUCCUCUUAGCUUUCUACCAUAACGGUGGUGUCAUCUAUAUAUGAGGUUAUUGAUAUUUCUCCCAGCAAUCUUGAUUCCAACUUGUGCUUCAUCCAGCCUGGCAUUUUGCAUGAUGUACUCUGAAUAUAGGUUAAAUAAGCAGGGUGACAAUGUACAGGCUUGACGUACUCCUUUCCCAAUUUGGAACCAGUCUGUUGUUCCAUGUCCGGUUCUAACUGUUGCUUUUUGACCUACAUACAGAUUUCUCAGGAGGCAGGUAAGGUGAUCUGGUAUUCCUAUCUCUUUCAGAAUUUUCCACAGUUUGUUGUGACCUACACGGUCAAAGGCUUUGGCAUAAUAGUGACACCACAUUAAAAACAAAAGAAUGAGCAGGGUAUAGUCUCUACUUUUGGGUAUUUUUAAAAAUUAAGGAUCCAUUAGAACAUUGAUGACAACCAGGAAAUAAACGUGAGUUAACUGACUGACAUGAGCAGAAGCAAAGGAGGGUAUAGUUUGUACCUUGGUGUUUGAAAUGUCUAAGAUUUAUGUGAGGGUGGUUGGACUUGGAUAUUUUACUGAGCUUCCUCAGUAAAGCCUGAAGGAGAUGUAGGGCCCCCUCUGGACUUCAUGGCUUCACUCCAGUGAAUCUUUUACAUAUGUACAGUUUGUGCCUUCACAUACAUAUUCAAGUAAUACUUACUAAACAUUCAUGUAUCAGGCUUGAAGUGGUGAGAUAAGUGUUAUCACCCCAUUUUGCAGACUGAGAAACUGAGGCCACACCAAUGAUCUUCUUCCUUAAGCCACUUCAAUAUUUACUGGCCAUGGCUCUUCCCUAGCAUCAGCCCUGUUUCUGUCUAGCACAGUCUAGAUCGGUUCAGUUCAGUUCAGUCACUCAGUCAUGUCCAACUCUUUAUGACCCCAUGGACUAGAGCAUGCCAGGCCUCCCUGUCCAUCACCAACUCGCGGAGUUUACUCAAACUCAUGUCCAUUGAGCCGGUGAUGCCAUCCAACCAUCUCAUCCUCUGUUGUCCCCUUCUCCUCCCGCCUUCAGUCUUUCCCAGCAUCAGGGUCUUUUCACAUGAAUCAGUUCUUCGCAUAAGGUGGCCAUCAGUCUAGAUCAGGGUGUCAUGGAAGUCGUCUCUGCAUUUUUUUUUUUUUAAGUAAAAAAGAAACAAAUGUAUGGAGUUACUUUAUGCAGGAGGAAAUGGGGAAGUUGGUUUUCUGUACUCUCCUUCUGCUUUCUUGAGGAAAUGGCAGAUGUUUUGUGAUUCUCCUAAGGCUUCAGGCCUGAGCAGACGUCCUGUCAUUUUUAAAAAACACUAUGGUCACUGCUAUAUUUAAAAUGUAUAACCAACAAGGACCUACUACUGUAUACCACAUGGAACUCUGCUCUCCCUUAUGUGGUAGCCUGGAUGCAAGGGAGGGUUUGGGGGAGAAUGGAUGCAUGUAUAUGUAUGGUUGAGUCCCUUUGCUAUUCGUCUGAAACUACCACAACGUUGUUA